AUGAUAUCAGAAAGUUCCAUAUUUACAAGGGAACUGAAUUCCUUCUCAGAACUUUUUUGGCAUCAGGAAAAAACAAGAAUGCAAAACUUCAAUAAUUCCUUUUUACUUUCCCCAUAUGGAAAUGUAAUUAAUUUGAAUUAUUUUUAUGUUUUCAUUGUGUUGAUCCUAUAUCUAAGUGUUAUUGUCCUCAACAUAGCUUUCAUUGCAGUGGUAUACUUAGAGAGGACCCUUCAUAAACCUAUGUACAUCUUCAUGUGUAACUUGUCAUUUAAUGGGUUGGUGGGAAGCACUGCCUUGUGUCCCUUUCUUUUGAGCAAUUUAUUAUCCGAUACUCAUGAAAGUUCUUAUGUUGGUUGUUUAGUACAAAUUUACUUUAUUUACCUGUAUGGGUCUUAUGAAUUCACUAUUUUAACAAUAAUGAGCUACGACAGGUAUGUGUCAAUAUGUUACCCAUUACAUUACCAUAUCAUUAUGUCAUCAUCCAAAAUUACCUUAUUGGUUAUAUUUUCAUGGAUGAUAAAUAUAAUCAAUAUGAUCAUUUCAGUGACAUUGUCAGGCAGUUUGCCACUUUGUGGUAAUAUCAUAGAAAAAGUUUAUUGUGAUAACUAUUCAGUCGUCAAAUUAGCAUGCAUUGAUACUACCAGUUUCAAUAUUUAUUACCUGAUCAAUGUAGCUACUAUUAUUCUUAUUCAGGUAUCUUUAAUUGUUUGGUCUUAUAUUAGAAUACUCCAAGUCUGCCUAAAAUCAUCAAAGGAUUCUCAAACAAAAGCUAUAGCAACUUGUCUUCCACAGUUGUUGAUUGUAGUUAACUAUGGAAUUGCAGCCUCAUUUGAAAUAAUCCAAAAUCGAUUCAACAUGAAACACAUACCAAGUACAGUUCGUAUAAUACUGUCAGUUUAUUUUCUUAUUCUACCUCCUAUUGUGAAUCCCAUUAUCUAUGGGCUUAAAUAUGAACAAAUCAGACUGAAUGUUAAAAAAAUGUUU
This is a messenger RNA of Erpetoichthys calabaricus (reedfish), 984 nucleotides long. Its product is annotated as olfactory receptor 1-like. The transcript has a single exon. The record is from RefSeq and is a predicted model, not a curated record. Gene Ontology annotation, biological process: G protein-coupled receptor signaling pathway. Lineage: Eukaryota; Metazoa; Chordata; Cladistia; Polypteriformes; Polypteridae. The annotation marks the transcript as partial. Gene Ontology annotation, molecular function: olfactory receptor activity; G protein-coupled receptor activity. Gene Ontology annotation, cellular component: membrane.